UACAACGGUAUCUGAGAAGAGAGACUCAACCCUUACAGUUUCGUCCCGGAUUUCAUUUCUUGCACAUGAAUCUGACUUUAUCUAGUGACAACUUGAACAAAUCAUUAUCGUGACACAAUUUGCAGAGAUGACUUCGCAAAACGUCGUGGACUCUGCAGCAUUGCCGCCGGCGGGAACGCCUCAGCGUCCUCGUCCUCAAAAGCCUAAUUACAGACAUAUACAUCGUUUUCCUCUGCCUGUUGCUGCUCAUCCUCUUCCUCCUCUAAUUCCUCAUAAUCCACUAUCUAUUAUAAGCGUGCUAUUCUCGUAUCUCACAUACCUAGUUUCCCCUCCUAAAAAAGAGGUCUAUUCUGCCUAUUUUGACUCGGCUACAUCAUCUGUGCAUGUCACCGAUGAGCAGGCAAUGAGGGCGUUGUGGGAGAUGGGAUUUUUUGGAAAAGGAACGCUCAGCAGAAGUGAGCCCAGCUGGCAUGAGCGAGAGAAGAAAAGAAGGGGACUCUCUGGCGAGAAAACGAGCGAAGAAGCUACGCGAAAGCGAAGGGCAGAACGCCGUGAGAUGAAACUCGAAAGGGCUAGAAAAGAACAAGAAGCAAUCUUGCAACAGCUAAAAGCGGAAGCAGCUAAAAGCAAUGCUUUGGCCAAUGGCACCGAUGGCAUCGCGAAUGGUUCCAUCAACGGAUCUGCUCAUCAGGAGGCCUCCCUAUCAACAAGUGUGGGUCUGACAGAUGGAACUGAGAAUGACAACUCCGAUGAUAAAGGUACCAAAACGGUCCGCUUCUCACCGAUCGUUGAGAAGAAAGUAAUUCCUGAGUCGGAUUACCAGCAGUCGAAUAAAAUAGAGGAGGAGACUUUUGCUAGUCAGGAACACCUGCAACUAUCAAAUGAAGAGACCUUCUUCCUCGCGUACAGCUUGGGAGCUGUUGAAGUGUUUGAUCAGAACACACAGUCUGUGAUGCCGACGACAUCCCUUCUCAGGCUUUUCGCGCAACAUUCUACGUUUCCGCCCAACCCAAACACAGAAGAUGCCCUCGAACCAGAUAACAAGUUCCUAGUGUCAUAUGUUGCCUAUCAUCACUUUCGGUCCCUCGGUUGGGUGGUGCGAUCCGGCGUCAAAUUCGGUGUCGACUAUUUACUCUACAACCGGGGACCCGUGUUUGCACAUGCUGAGUUUGCAUUGCUGAUUUUGCCAUCAUACGAGGACCCUUAUUGGAAGGCUACGCCAGAGCGCAGGGCACAAACUGUCAAAAAAGAAUCUCGUAGUUGGUGGUGGUUGCACGGGGUCAACCGCGUCCAAGCACAUGUCAAGAAAACGCUUGUGCUAUGCUAUGUCGACAUCCCCCCUCCUUCGGAGUCAUUCUCGACAGACAAUAUCGGAGAGAUCCUGCGUCGCUACAAGGUUCGAGAGAUGCUCCUGCGGCGCUGGAUUCCAAAUCGCAGUCGAGAUUGAGACUGAUAUUGGAUAACCUGCCAGUGGGAACCUGUAAGAUGAUAUGUAUGAUGACUAGAUGAUUUAAGAUACCCAGGAACAUGAUUACUUCAUUUACC
Molecule: messenger RNA, 1545 nt
Organism: Talaromyces proteolyticus
Lineage: Eukaryota; Fungi; Ascomycota; Eurotiomycetes; Eurotiales; Trichocomaceae
Exons: 1
Coding region: 128-1447 (439 amino acids)
Biological process (GO): tRNA-type intron splice site recognition and cleavage; tRNA splicing, via endonucleolytic cleavage and ligation
Cellular component (GO): tRNA-intron endonuclease complex
Molecular function (GO): tRNA-intron lyase activity; nucleic acid binding
Source: RefSeq, a predicted model, not a curated record